UAGUUACAUAGUUUAGUGAAAAAUACUAAAGCUCAAGAAAAAUUGCUAUAAUCAUUAGUAAUUUUUACUAAAAUCGAAAAUUACUAUCGGAUUAUAAUAAAUUUUACUAUGUUGCAUAGUAAAAAAAGCGAGAAAAAAUAGCUAUAUUUACUGCCACGGGAAAAAAAAACGCGCGCGGCGCAUGACAACGCUAUUCAGGUUAGGUUCGUCAUGCCAUUGCCGGUGUUUUGAGUUGUGUCAACAUUGCCAGUGCUGAUCGUUCUGUUGGAAAUUUCGUGUUGACAGUCUUACAGAGUCAAGACGACGUUCAGGACGAAUCAGGCAAUGCAGGCCCAUUAAAAGACAUCACAAACAACAAUGAAAUUAUUCCAGCUAACAUUACAACUAAAUAAGUAGAACAAGACGUAGAUCAAGCUCCUGCAAUUGCCACAUAUAUCAGCACUCUAAGUUUUUGUUUGAUUUGAGCCCUUGUAGAAACUUACAGUAGAUUAUUGGUUUACACGGAGAUAGAAAGUUUUGGUAUUAAAAAAUUCAUAGGUCAUUUACUGCCGACAGUUUUUAAAGCACACGCCUGGGGUAUUCUUUAUACCCUUUUAGAUAUGUUUAGCUAUAGGAUGCAUCACAUCCAACCUAAUUACAGAGUACAAAUUUUGAGUCAUUUACAUAGCCUUGCUGCUGUACCACAGACUAAUCAAACGCAAUUACAUCUCUGUGUUGAGAGUACUGCAUUACGGCUAAUUACGAAUCUCGGCUCUGCAGAAGUUCAACCGCAUUUGUCCAGAUUCUUGUCUGAACCAAAAACACUUGUUUCCGCUGAUUCGGAAGAGCUUAAUAGGGCUUUAGUUUUAACUCUUGCUAGAUCAAUGCAUAUUACAGGAACUGGUGGAGAUGGAAGUGGUACUUGGUGUAAGGAUCUGCUUAAUAUUAUUAUGCAAAACACGCCGCAUUCGUGGGCGGAUCACACGUUGCAAUGUUUCCCUCCCAUUUUAAGCGACUUUUUCUUACAAAAUAGUAUUUCGAAAGAGGAUAAACAACAGAUAAAGAAAGCCGUUGAAGAAGAAUAUAGAAAUUGGAGUUCAAUGAGCAAUGAAAACGAUAUUCUUGCUCAUUUUGCUGUUCCGAAUUCUCCUCCGUUAUUUCUUUGUCUCUUGUGGAAAAUCAUUCUUGAUAAUCAUCGUAUUAGCAUCGUAUUAUAAAGCUCAAGAAAAAUUGCUAUAAUCAUUAGUAAUUUUUACUAAAAUCGAAAAUUACUAUCGGAUUAUAAUAAAUUUUACUAUGUUGCAUAGUAAAAAAAGCGAGAAAAAAUAGCUAUAUUUACUGCCACGGGAAAAAAAAAACGCGCGCGGCGCAUGACAACGCUAUUCAGGUUAGGUUCGUCAUGCCAUUGCCGUCUCAUGUAUACGUACUCCACGAGCGACGCGGUGUUUUGAGUUGUGUCAACAUUGCCAGUGCUGAUUUAAGCUAUCGAUUUAUGAUCAAAGAAACGGCUGGCCCGACUUUCAUGUCCAGGAAUUCUAAACUAUUAUUUAGAAAUUCAUUACCAGAUUUUGAAAAGUACUGCCACUUAUUGAACGAAUUUGACUUAUCAAGCGUUAAAAUGGUUUUUUUUAUAUAAACUUAUAAAAAAACAUAGUAUUUUUGUGUCUGCUUCUUCUUCCGGUCCUGUUUUUCAUGAAGUUCAUGAAAUAUUCAAACGGAAUUCAAAGCAUACUUUUAUAACAAAAAUAUUAGGAGAGCGAUCAUUUGCAUGCCUUUAAAGUUUAUACACUUGAUAGUUAUGAUUGGAAUAAGGUAGAAGAAGAAGAAGUUCACGACUAUUAUUUAUCUAAAAUGGUUAUGGCAUGCGAUGGAUUUAAUUAUAUUUAAGAAAAUUGGAUUUAAAAUAAACAUAUUUUAUUAUUGGAAGUGUUAUUUCUUGUUAUUUUUUUCCUCAUAAAAAGUUGAAAUUAUAUUUGAAUUUUACAGAACCAGUUG
Molecule: messenger RNA, 1974 nt
Organism: Phymastichus coffea
Lineage: Eukaryota; Metazoa; Arthropoda; Insecta; Hymenoptera; Eulophidae
Product: mediator of RNA polymerase II transcription subunit 23-like
Exons: 6
Coding region: 600-1196 (198 amino acids)
Biological process (GO): positive regulation of gene expression; regulation of transcription by RNA polymerase II
Cellular component (GO): mediator complex; transcription regulator complex
Source: RefSeq, a predicted model, not a curated record